AUGCAGAUGAUUCCGAAGUGUCUAGCAGUACCACUGGUUGCAGCCGCUAAACAUAUCGGUGAGUUCUCAGUGGAGUGCAUUGGUGCCUAAAUUACUUUGAAUUUGUACUCGAGUAAAAGUAGAAGUAAUUAACUAUAAAACGACUUGAAUAGCAGUAAAGAGUACUGGAGGUAAAACGUACUUAAGUAAAAAGUACAAAGUAUCCUUAAAAAAUACUUGAAGUAAAAAGUAAAAGUAUCAUUGUUUGUAGCGUGUAGAGGGGGGCUUCUCCAAUGGAUUGAUAUACAAAAGACACAAAACAGCACACGCAAUAUAUGCGUGCACUUAUAUGCUUACAAGUAAACCACAAACCAGAGAUCCCAUGCAAACGCAUAUAGAGGUCCUAUUACCUAUCCCAAAAUUAAAAUAAAAUCCGGAAUAAAUCACGUAAAAUUAAACAAAAGUUAGAAAGUAACGAAAGAUUUCGCCACAAAAUGAAAAUAACGAAGUAAAACGUUACUUCUUAAAACAACUUCGUUCCAAGUAAAAUUACUCCAGAAAAAGUUUACUUUGUUACAUGAGGACUUUGAAAAGUUUGAAAGGUUCUAUAUAUCUAGAAGAGCUUUCUUUACAUGGGCCCAAAACAAAUGUAAGAGAAUUCGAUUUCAUGCAUUUGGUUUCAAAAUAAAAAAAUGGCAUGCAUAGUUUGAUCUUUGGUGAAUUUGGAUUAAUCUCGAACGGUCUGUGACAGUGUAUCUAGUGGCGAUAGUAAGAAAGCUGCGGAUUUAUAGGGAUACAACUACCUGAAAAAUACAAAGAGAACUUCGACGUUUCGAACGAAUUGCUCUUUGUCGGAAGUUAAGUAACUUCUUGGACCUUUGCUCGAAACGUCGAAGUUCUGCCUGUAUUUUUCUGCAUGGUGGUUGUAUCCCUAUCAAUUUUUCAUUUUGAUUAAACAUGUUCUAUCACUUCUAUGCAAUCAAUUUCUCGCUUGUGAAUUAAAAAGUGUUAGCUUUGUUAGUGCUAACUACAGUUUGUUCAUUGGCAUCGUGAUUAUUGGUAUAAUCAAAUAUUAUACAGUAUUUGAAAAACACUAUAUGAAAUAAGAAAUUGUUCAUUGUGGAUCUAGGUGGAUGCCCUGUUGUGUCAUUGUGGCCAAGUAUGCUUAACAAUUGGAAAAUUAAAGAUGAAACAAGGUACGAGAAUUGCGAUAUUCAGACAAGAUAAAGCCUAGUAUAUACGUAUGUACCUGAAGAAUAUUUCAGAUUGAAGAAUAUUUCAGAUUUAUUCAACUUUGUUUAUUCUGUUUUUUUGGGUUUUUUUCGUAUCAUACCAAAGACCUUUGGAUUUAAGGUAAUUAUUACAGCCUUUACCAUGGGUUUCCACACCUUUCCCAGUGUGGACACACUCAGAGAGUUCAAUAUACAUUAAAGGUGAUGUAAAGUCCGUAAUGUAAACAAACGCUUUGUUUACAUUUUGAACUCAUUGUUACAGUUGUAAAAUAUGAUUAGAUAUUUAUUAUACUGAAUUUUUAACACUUUUCUGGUUCGUUAUGCUUGUAAAUGAAUACAGACUAGAGAUUCAAUUCAAGACAGUUCGGAAAGAGCGAAAUAUUAACAACAUUCCAAAGGUUGCUCCCAACACCGCGGAAAAACGUCUGCGCAUGCACCAAAUUAUGAAAAUAUGGCGGGUAAUUUGAAUAUCAAUUUCUAAAACAAAAACAUGCUUAUUAAUUGGUAAAAAAUUAGUAAAACAAACGAGAAAAUAUAGCAAAUGGGUAGACUAGACAUUAAUUGAAAACGUCCUGGCAUUUAAAGUAUGGAAUGAAAUAUAAUUCAUAUAAAAAAUUGUUGAUUUUAACGGACACGACUUCGAAAAUUUUUGCAAAAUUAUUCAAAACAAAAAUUCAAACUAAAAAGUUAAGAAAACUCUCGAAAAGUUAAGCUUCUUAACCCACUCAAAUUGUAGAAUAAAUCCUAUAGUUUAAUUAUUGUGAACACGAAAAUUUUUUAUAUUUGGCGACAUAGUUUUUUUUAAAGAAAUGUAUCUCAAACGAAAAUUCGGAAAUUGUCGUUGCUUAGUUGAUAAACAAAAUGUUUCAGACGAUAAAUUUGUCAACAAUCACCUUUAGUUCAUGUUCUUGUACAAUACAAUUCCUUGAACCUUCUGGCUGUAUUUAUUCCUAGUUUUUAGAAUGACAUGUUUAUUUUUGCGCUCGAAAUCUGGCUGUAAAGACGCACAAUGAAGUCACUCCUUUUUACCGCCAUUUUGAGCCUUCGGAAACGUUCGGAACAGCUUCUCAGCAAGUUCGUAAUAGUAUUACAGGUAAGGUUGACGCAUGCGCAGACGUUUUUCCGCGGUGUUGCUCCCCCACUGAUGGAAUGUUUUGAUGUGCAGAAUAUAUGCGCAGAACGGACUUUACCGCACUUUAAGUGUUUAAGUACUGUUUAAUAAACGAGCAGGAGUGUUUUAUUAGGUUUAAAGACACGAGCGCGCAGCGCGAGUGGCUUUAAACCUAAUAAAACACGACCUGCGAGUUAAACGGCUUCAAACACGACUAUACAAAUUCAAUAGAUAUACCGCCUUAUUAGUAUUCUUUAUAUAAAAAAUAUUAAUGAGGACACGACAACAAUAGGUACUGCCUUAUUAGUAUUAUUUAUAUAAAGAAUACUAAUUAGGAGUGUUUUAUCAGGUUUAAAGCCACUGCACGUGACAUAUUAUAGUUGACAUGAUUUGCCAAUAAGCUUAUGAAUUAUUAAUGAGUGUUUGAAAUAUAUUUAAAAUACUCAUUAAUAAUUCAUAAACCUUGUGGCAAAUCAUGUCAGCCAUAAUAUGUCACGUGGAGUGACUUUAUAUCUGAUAAAACACAUGUGGCUUUAUAUAAUUGUUCAUCUUAAUUAGCAUGAUUAUGCUGUGGUUCAUCCUAAUUAGUAUUCUUUUGUAGUCGUAUUUUAAGCUAUUCAAAACACUCGUUGUCGUGUUUUAUCAGAUAUAUAACGCUCGGCUGCGCCUCGCGUUAUAUAUCUGAUAAAACACUCCUACUCGUGUUUUAAGUAGUACUUAACUCUCCGAGUGUGUCCACACCGGUUACUGCGGUGGGAAUAGAACCAGCGAAUUUUGCCGGUUUGCUGGUCCAUUGCUCUACUGGUCCAUCGCUCUGCUAACUCAGCUACGAGGCUACACCGGUUCGAUUGGAUGAUAUUUUGGAACUCAGUCUAGUUUGAUAUCAGUACAUGUUAAUGAUUACGCAAUGAUUGUGCUGUUGUUAACUCCAUAUAAAUUAUUCGAUAAAUUUCUUACAGAAAUGUGGAGAUGCAGUCUUUAUAUACCGGGUCAAAAGACGAACUUUGGUUCUUUUUAAUUCACUGGCAGAUAGAAAUGCAAUCUGUACCUGCAAUUAAGGUACGUCCAUUAAUGUUUCACCUCUCACGGCCAGAGCAGCAUUCAACAACCAACACUUCCCUGAAAGUGUGAACCAAGAAAACACAAAGAACCUAACAUUUAACUGACUGACAAACUAACUUACUAACUAACUAACGAACAACCUAUUUACAGGCCUGCCGAGAGGGGGAGGCAAAUUGCCCCGGGCCCCGACUCAUGGGAGCCCGUAGUCAUUUUUUCGGGCGAAAUAUUUCUUUUUUGCGGGCAACGUACCGCAAUUUGGUAUGGAAACAUUAAAUUAAAACGUUCUUGUCCGGAAAAUUUUUUCCCUAAAAAGUUGUCGACGGGGGGGGGGGGGGCAUAGGAGCCCCCGAAACAAAUUGGCUCCGGGUCCCCGAAAAGCUCUCGGCGACCCUGCCUAUUUAACAAACUAAAUAAAUAAAUAAUAAAAUCAUUAACCUACUAAACACUCCCAGUCACCUAGAUAACUGGCUUAAAACAGCUUACAGUAACCAACUAACCAUAUAACCAAUUGACAAACUAAUUAAUAAAUGUAUCCAUCAAUUUCUAGAGCGUGGUUGCUGCACAAAAGGUAAACGGUACCCUUCAGACUAUACAAGCUCUACUGAUUGAAAAAGUACAGCUAGUUUGCUAUAUUUUUCAAUAAAGUAUAAUUUCCCCGUUGAUAUUGAAUCAUCCUCUUCUUCAAAUCACUAUCUUUUAAUAAUUAAGAUUAAAAAUCAUCUGCCACCUGGAAAAUAUUUUCAAAAUCUGCAAUUAUUAUUUUACAGGCUGUCUUAGAUGAUAAUCCAGAAUUACUGUGUGCAUGUUUGACUAUAAUACAAAAGACAUUUCAGAUCGUGAAAACAUCAUUGAAACAACUUUAUGGUAAGAGGAGGAGUAUACAUUAUUUAAUUUGGCAUAAUAAAGAUUUUUAAAAUAAGCCCUUAUUAUCCGCGAAUGCAUAUGUUUUAUAGCUAUUAUCAAUACUGUAUUAAUAUACAUCUUCAUAAGUUCGUCAUUACCUCCAUCAUUUUCUUCACCAUCUUCUUAAUCGUCAUCAUCAUUGUCAUUAUCACUAAAGUCAACAUCAUCUUCAUCAUCAUGACCUCUUCCCCCAUCUUCAUCAUCAUCAUCUUCAACACUUUCAUCAUCACAGUGCCUUUUUUAAGGAAUUUUCACUGGGGGGCAAAACAGGGAAAAAAGGCAGAACGAAAAAUAUGAGCCGUCGAGGUUUGGCAAACGCGCGAGUCUGAAGAGAGAGUUUGUAAAACUUUAAUUUAUUAACUUCACCUAUAUUUUACUUUAAACAAUAGCUAUAAUCGUACAGCUAUAACCAGUGGCGUAGCCAGACCUUGAUUUUUUUUUUUUGGGGGGGGGGACCUCACGCCGAAGUCGUGAGACCGUCUAGGAGGGUCCGGGGGCAUGCACCGCCGGGAAAAUUUUGAAAUCUAGGGUCCCUGAAUUGCGAUUUCAAGCAUUUUGGAGAGAAAUCUAGCAGAAUUCCGAAGAUUAUAAAGUACAUCGAAGACAUGAAUUUUUCCAGACAUUUCUACUCGGAAUUAAAUAAAUUGGAAAAGUCACCUUGAAAAAUAGGAGGAGAGGUCAGUGUCACCUUAUUUUCUCUCUGUGAUGCUUAGGUUCUAUGAGACACCAUUUCCGCAUUCUCAAAAUUGCGUUGCUUUUUCAUACGAUACAGAUUAAAUCUGAGAAGAAAUAUUCAUGCUAUGGUGAUGCAUACAUGUAUUUAACAGUUAAAACUCUAAACUAAAUCUAUUCUUCUUGGAACCAGCAUUUUAUCGGAUUGUUUGCAUGAAAUCUAUCGCUAUUAUGAAAUACUCGGUGAAGAACAAUAUGAAUUACACACAAGAUGGCUGUGGAGGAAGCUAUGGAAGGGCAUAAUCUCAUUAUCAAGUAAAUCAACGGCAAUUCUGACAGCAAUCAUGAGCAAUUCUGCUUCGCACUUCGGGGGCAGAAAUGGCUUUACUGGGGGGGGGGGAAUUCUUUCCCGGGGGGGGGGCAAUUGCCCCCCCAGAUAUAUAGUUAAAAAAGGCACUUCAUCAUCAUCAUCUUCAUCGUCACUUUCAUCAUCAUCUCCAUCAUGAUCUGUAUCACCCGAAGUUGGCUUCGGUGGUGCACUAUAGGAGCUUCGGUGGCACGGUUGUCAGAGCAAGCGACUUUUACCAAUGAGAUCGUGGGUUUGAUUCUCUCGUCGUUCAUUCGUGUGAAAAGAGUCAUGCUCUGCCGAAAGUCGUGGCUUUUCCCCGGGUGCUCCGGUUUACUCACAUAGAAAGUUGAUAGGGUGAGUAAGGAUAAAUACAGUUAAGAAAGUAAUUUCACAAUUGUUGUAAGGGAUAAAAUAGUUUAGGCUAAGCAUGUAAUUAGGUAAGCGUAAUACUCGAUGUAAAGCGCAUUUGAUCAUAUCCACUUGAAUGUUAAUUUGCGCUAUAGAAAUCUUUGAUCUUAAACCUUUAAUCUUAAGUUGAUUUCGAAUUUUUGUAUCUUUCAGAGCAUUGUGAUCCUGCUUUCUUUUAUACGAAGCUUCGCGUAUUUUUAUCUGGGUAUGUUUGGCAGUAAACACCUACAUCUGUACAGGAUAUAGCCAUGUAAGGUUGAUUAAAUAAGUUUAGUGAUGAAGCCAAAUCCAUAAAUAAGACUUGACCUACGAUUCCUAGGCCUGUAGGUCAGUUCGGAUUUAUGUUCGAGUAUAAGUCCACCAGUAAAAGCAUGGCAAGAUAUGGGGACUGAAAUCUAGAGCAGUCUAGGAGUGUGUUUCCCCCAGAAAUUUGAAAAAUUGAGGAUUGAAAAUUAUAGUUUUUGCACUAUACUAUAUAUGGCGCAAAAUUUGAAGAAAUUUUAGUCGAAAUCUUAGUUAGUGAUAUUUCUUUAUUUUAGUUCUAGAUAUUCACAAUAAGUAUUUGAUCAUUCGUAUAUAAGUUUUUAUAAUUUGCACUGAUCCGGACAUAUGGGUCGUGAAGUUUGCCCAAUUAAUAAUUGUACAUGGUGUUACCGUGUUAGAGUAUAGCACAGUUAAUACUAGCGAUCACAUCAUUAUUGCAUUUCAAUCGGAUUUUUUAAAUGUUUCUUUUUUAAGGAUUUAUAUUUCGGCAACUCGAUCAACAGUGAUGGUUUUAAUUUGCUUGAUAAUUUAAAACAAUGUUACGGAAACCUACGGUUUUAUUUUAAAUGUUCUCAAUUUUUGUGGCUAGCCCGUUUGCGGGCUAGCCACUAUCACAUACACAAACGCGAUGAGCGAUGAUGAUGGUGUCCAGUCCGGAUUUUCGUAAAGUAUCUAGACGGCCAGCCAACCUCAAUAAAAGUGUCUCUAAAAUGUCAUUGAUGGCAUUUUUUGUUACAAGCUGGCAACUGGCGUUUUCGUAUAGCUUAGGCACUGGAGAACAACGUUUGAUAGGUUGCCACCUCUGAUAUCGACUUUAAAGUGAAAAAUUUUGAGAAUCUGAAAAUUUUGUCUAUUAAAAUUACUAUACUCACUAAAUUAUGAAAUUUGAAACCAACUUUCAGCAAAAAUCACCUAUAUAAUCAGAAAGUUCGGAAAAAAGUAGAUAUAGAACAUUUAAGUGAGAAGUGUGAAUUAUAAUCCUGUUUUCAGUUACGGGCGCUUAAAGUUGCUAAAAAACAGGUUUUGUGACGUCAUUCACCGCAUUUUACCUAUUUUUAAGUGUCCAUAACUCGAAUUUGACUAAAUAAAUCGUAUUACUCGUUUAAAUGUCUUAUAUGUACUUUUUUAUGUUCUUUCUAACGAUAUAAACGAUGCUAAUUUAAGUGAAAUUCAAAUUUCACAUUUUUUUGGGAGUAUAAUAAUUUAAUAGGCAAACUGUUCAAAUCCUUAAAACUUUCUCUUCGUUCGUUAAAAUCAGACGUGGCAACAUAUCAAAUGUGACUCACCAGUGUCUAAGCUAUAAGAAAACGCUUGUUGUUUGCUUGUAACAAAAAAUGCCAUCGACAGUCAUAUUUUGAUCGGCUGGCUGGCCGUCUAAUCGGGAGCAAUCGGAAGCGCCCGUAUUUUUCUGCCGACAUUUCACAUUUGCAUUUCGAGGCAAUACUAGUGAUGUUGUUACGACGCAGUUGUUAAACCAGAAAAUUAAAAUAAAGUUUAUCUUCAUGGCUUCAACCUAUGGUGUCGAAACCGAUCAGAAAUUGCGCCUACUCGCCGUGUAAAUAUGGGUUUUGAUUUGCACUUUUGACUGAUUUGCCAUCUUGAAUUGUCUUCUUGUUGAGAUUUCAUAUCUCAAUUGCAUUCGAAAUGUUUGGUAUUUUAAAGAAGGGGUAUUGUGUGGAGGAGGUUUAUAAUGCAGCGAAUAAAACCAGCAUUGGAUAAUUAUGGUAAAAGACCAGAAACUGUGCAUCGAACUCGUUUAUUUAAAGGCUUUAAGUAUACCUUUUCUUCAGACAUUGACGGCGUCUCAAAUGUCUACAUAUUUGUAAUAAACCUAUAAAGGAUUAUUGCGUCUGUCUGUCUUAGGAGUUAUAUAGUCGAAUAAUUCAGCAUGAUUUGUCUCACGUUCUCUUAUAAGUUGACUAAUAUUGCAUAAAAGUGGUAAAAGUUGGUGUGCUAACCAAGAUUUCAGUGUAUUUGUUUGCUAAUAUUGCUAGGCCUAUAUCGCAAACGCUAUUUGCCUAUUAAAAUAUCAUAUGACACGCAAUUUUAAUUCCACGGCAAAACUGCUGUUGCGCAAAUAACAAACGCGAGAUUAAAUAUAUAUGACAGUAUUACAGUUUAGUAAUAUUGCAUUAAAAGUGGUAAAAGUUGGCGUGCUAACCAAGAUUUCGGUGUAUUUGUUUGCUAAUGUUGCUAUAUCUCAAACGCUAUUUGCCUACUAAAAAUAUAUGACACGCAAUUUUAAUUCCACGGCAAAACUGCUGCUGCGCAAAUAACAAACGCGAGAUUAAAUAUAUGGCAGUAUUACAGUUUAGGUAUCUUUUAAAUUGCUAAUAGAUCACACGGAAACUUUUACAAUCGUUAUAUUCAAAAGCCUAGCGUGCAAAUUCACAUAUUUGUGUUUUAUAUUCAAGUGUUUGAAUUCGCUAUUUACAUGGGAAGCGACGAGAUAUGACACGGUAUUUUUCAAGUAUACCGUGAAACUCCACUGACAAAAUGAGCCCGCACAAGUGGGAGAAAAUUUGCGCAUUCUGACCAUCGUGGUGUCUUCUUAUUACUAUUAAAGUUAACCAGCAUGGCAGGCUUUCUGGGUUUGGAGGAGGGUUGGGGAGUUAAAGUUUACCAGGCUAGCCACAUGUACGCAUUGCGUACCUAUUUUUUAAACUGUAUACAGGAAUAGCUUGUUAGUUGUUUGUUUACAUUUUAAAUCAUAUGUUUUUAAUUAGUUGGAAGAACAGCAAGUCACUACCCGAUGGAAUUAUUUAUGAAGGAGUGAGCACGAAACCAUUAAAGGUUUGCAUUAUCCUACACAUUAUAAGUUAUAACAGCGGGGAAUUUGGGGGUAUGAGCGCUGAUAUACGCAUUGGAGGAAAUGACACUUCGUUGUGAGAAAGAUUUCAAAGAAAUCUCGAAAUUACUGAAUCGUGUAACGGUUCACGCAACGCUUUAAGGCAUGUAACGGAGGUUAUAUGUACUGUAUAUGUAUUCAAAGAACAGUAGCCGUUGCCUUCAAAAAUAGGAGGUUCUAAUUAAGCUGCUUUUCGCCUACGAACGUCACUAUAAGUUUAGAAAAAAGUUGUGUCAUUUUUCUGCGCGUGUAUCUUCUCUUGUUUACUGAUGUGUUGGUUAUUGUAAUAAUAUUGACAUUCGUACGUACAAAUAUUAAUUUAAAACGGGCUUAAACAAAUAUGAACUUCACCUUGCGGAUCGAUAAUUCCAUGUGCGAAUGUAAAUUCUUCUUCUUCUUUUUUUAAUUAGUUUUCAGGAGCAAGUGGAUCACAGAGUACUACAUUCCAUGCGUUCGAUGCAGUUCUUGGCAUAGUGCAUUCUCGGAAAG
Molecule: messenger RNA, 9317 nt
Organism: Paramuricea clavata
Lineage: Eukaryota; Metazoa; Cnidaria; Anthozoa; Malacalcyonacea; Plexauridae
Source: the annotation of a GenBank genome assembly